AUGUUACUGUCAGAGAGAAAUAAAACUGGGGCCACGUUCACUCUCUUGGGCUUCUCAGAUUUCCCAGAACUGCAAAUCCCUCUCUUCUUGAUUUUUCUGGCUAUUUACACUGUCACUGUUGUAGGGAAUAUUGGGAUGAUUGUAAUAAUCAAAAUUAACCCCAAGCUACACACCCCUAUGUACUUUUUCCUCAGCCACCUCUCAUUUGUGGAUUUCUGCUAUUCCUCCGUCAUUACUCCCAAGACCCUGGUGAACCUAGUUGUGGAAGACAGAACCAUUUCAUUUAUAGGAUGUGUAGUACAAUUCUUUUUCUCUUGUACCUUUGCGGUAACUGAAUUCUUUUUAUUAGCUGUGAUGGCCUAUGACCGCUUUGUGGCCAUUUGUAACCCUCUGCUCUACACAUUUGCCAUGUCCCAGAAACUCUGUGCCGUGCUAGUGGUCGGAUCAUAUGCAUGGGGAGUAGCUUGUUCCUUGAUAUUCACAUGUUCUGUUACCAAAUUAUCAUUUCGAGGUUUCAACACAAUUAAUCAUUUCUUCUGUGAAUUCUCCUCGUUGCUGUCCCUCUCUUGCUCUGAUACUUAUGUCAACCAGUUGCUACUUUUCAUUUUUGCCACCUUUAAUGCGGUUAGCACACUACUCAUCAUUCUCGUGUCUUAUGGAUUUAUCAUUGUCGCUAUCCUCAAGAUGCAUUCAGCCAGUGGGCGCUGCAAAGCCUUCUCCACCUGUGCCUCACACCUGACCACCGUUACUAUCUUCUAUGGCACCAUCCUCUUCCUCUACUGUGUGCCCAACUCCAAAAACUCCAGGCACACAGUCAAAGUGGCCUCUGUGUUUUACACAGUGGUGAUCCCCAUGUUGAAUCCUCUGAUCUACAGUUUGAGAAAUAAGGAUGUCAAGGAUAUUGUCAGCAAAAUAAUUCUUCUUAAGCAUUCUUAUUAA
Molecule: messenger RNA, 939 nt
Organism: Equus quagga
Lineage: Eukaryota; Metazoa; Chordata; Mammalia; Perissodactyla; Equidae
Product: olfactory receptor 5D18-like
Exons: 1
Coding region: 1-939 (312 amino acids)
Biological process (GO): G protein-coupled receptor signaling pathway; sensory perception of smell
Cellular component (GO): membrane
Molecular function (GO): odorant binding; G protein-coupled receptor activity; olfactory receptor activity
Source: RefSeq, a predicted model, not a curated record